This is a messenger RNA of Trichosurus vulpecula (common brushtail), 4715 nucleotides long. It is a transcript of the gene CAPN10, whose product is annotated as calpain 10. The record is from RefSeq and is a predicted model, not a curated record. Gene Ontology annotation, cellular component: cytoplasm. Gene Ontology annotation, biological process: proteolysis. Gene Ontology annotation, molecular function: calcium-dependent cysteine-type endopeptidase activity. Bases 45 to 2075 code for a protein of 676 amino acids. NCBI's taxonomy places the organism in Eukaryota, Metazoa, Chordata, Mammalia, Diprotodontia, Phalangeridae. The transcript has 12 exons.
CGUCAGGCUGGAGACGAAGCUUCGGCAGCUGAUGCCCCUUUGCGAUGCUGAAGAUGCGGGCGGAUGGGAGAGAGUCGCCCCCCGAGAGGGGUCUCUUCAAGGAUGCCGCCUUCCCCGCCUGUGAUGCUUCCCUCUUCUGCACCUUUUCCACUCCCCUGGCACAGUUCCGAGAAGAUAUCACCUGGCUUCGACCACAGGAAAUUUGUUCCACUCCUCGAUUGUUCCCAAAUAACCCACAGGAAGGCCAGAUAAAGCAAGGGAUUCUGGGAGACUGCUGGUUCCUCUGUGCCUGUGCAGCUCUCCAGAAGAGCAAGCAUCUCCUUGAUCAGGUGAUUCCACCAGGACAAGCCAGCUGGCCAGAUCUAGCAUAUCGUGGGUGUUUUACCUGUCGGGUGUGGCAGUUUGGACAGUGGGUGGAGGUGACCGUGGAUGACCGCCUACCUUGUCUUGGGGGGCGACUGUGCUUUUCCCAGUGUCAGACAGAAGAUGUGUUCUGGCUCCCCUUGCUGGAGAAGGUGUACGCCAAGGUGUAUGGAUCCUAUGAACACCUGUGGGCAGGGCAGGUGGCGGAUGCCUUGGUGGAUCUAACCGGAGGUCUGGCGGAAAGAUGGAGCCUGAAGGACUCUGGAAGAGACGGGGACAAGCCAAGUGCUAACAGCAGCUUGGAGCAGAGGACCUUCCGGAAGCUGCUGCACCUCAAGGACCGGUGUGUGAUAAGCUGCUCAGUGCUCAGCUCCAGGGAAGGUGCCAGUGAAUUAGGGGAGUUUCAUGCCUUCAUCAUCUCAGACAUGCGGGAGCUCCACAGCAGUUCAGGCAGGGAGGUGCUGUUGCUCCGGAUUCUGAACCCGUGGGGUCGGCGGUGCUGGCGAGGGCCCUGGAGAGAGGAGGGUGAAGGGUGGAACCAAUUAGAUCCAGCAGAUGCUUCAGAACUCUUGUCCCAGCUCCAGGAAGGGGAAUUUUGGAUUGAAGAGGAGGAAUUUAUCAGGGAGUUUGAUGAGAUCACCAUCAACUACCCAAUUACAGAGGAAGGCCACCUGCAGAGCCUCUAUACUGCAAAGGUGUUCCGUCACACUCAGAAGCUGCCUGGGGCCUGGAUCAAAGGGCGCUCUGCUGGAGGUUGCCGUAACAACAGCAGCUUCCCUAGCAACCCCAAAUUCUGGCUGAGGGUCUUGGAACCAAGUGAGGUGUGCAUUGCCCUCCUGCAGAGACCCCGGAUGUGCCAGGCCGACUGGGCGGGCAGGCUUCUGGCCCCACCUCCAGGCAGAGGCAGCGGACUAGCCCUGAGCCCACAGGGCCUCCCAGGGAAGGAUUACCAAGCAGUGGGACUGCACGUGUGGAAGGUGGAGAAGAAGCGGGUCAAUCUGCCAGGGGUCCUGUCUGCCCCACCUGUGGUGGGCACAGCCUGCCACACUUAUGACCGGGAGGUCCACCUGCGCUGCACCCUCUCUCCUGGUUACUACUUGGUGGUCCCCAGUACCUUCCUGAAGGACGCUGCUGGGCACUUCCUGCUGCGAGUGUUUUCCAGUGGCAAGAUAUCUCUCAGUGAAAUCAAGCCAGCCUCUGGUAGCGCCUCCCCCUGUGAAGACUUUCCUGCUGGGGAAUGGGAGACCGUGCAGCUGAAGGGCUGCUGGAGAAGUGGGCACACUGCGGGGGGCAGCAGGAACUUUCCAUCGUAUCCCAGCAAUCCCUGCUUCCCUCUCUCUGUCCCUCUGGGCACGGGCCCCCGCAGCAUCCGAGUCACGUUGCGCCAGCACUGCCAGAACACUGAGUUUCACCCAAUUGGCUUCCACAUCUUCCAGAUGCCAGAGGGUGGCUGGCCUCGGGGGGCUUCCUCCCUGCUCCAGCUCGAGCCCUUGCUCAGCUGUGUGCCUCAUCGCUAUGCACAGGAAGUAAGCCACCUGUGUCGACUCUCUACGGGCAACUACAAGAUCGUGCCCUCCACCUACAUGCCUGAUACAGAAGGAGACUUCACCAUCAUCAUAGCAACCCAGAUAGACAGGAGGCCUAUUCGGAGCCAGGAGACAUUGGGGCAGCUCCUACAGGAGGUCUCCUUCACAGCAGUGAUGAAAAAGUAACUGGAAAUGUCCCAAGUGAGAGCAUUCAGGUAAUGAACAUUGAGGCCCCUUGAGGUGGCCCAGACUGCUCUCUGCCACAGCCAUGGGCUGACCAGAAUUAUCCUGGACCCAGGCCUUCUCAUGGCAGUGUUAGGCCCAGUCUCCUGCUGCCCUUCCUCAGGAGAAGCACCCGCUCCCAGGUGCCCCACAACUGGACCCACUCACAGUCUAUCUACCUCAUCUCCUCAGCUCCAUGUUGCUGAUUUUACAAGACGUUGACUUUAUAGAAACCUCAUUGCACUUGACUGUGAAAAGGUGACAAGUGACGUAGCCUCUCAUAGAAAAACCUCAGGUUUGUGGGAAAGUUCCUCCCCUACCCCGCCCAAAGGUGCCAGGGUUCAGGACUUGAGCUCACUGCCCGAGGCAGGAAAGUCACUGGGAACUUGGGGAGAAUCUUGGAUUGAGAAUUGGAUCUGUUCACCGAUGAUGCGAUUUAGUGCUGGAAAGGACCUUAGAGAAGUCAUUGUACAAAUGAGAAAACCAACUCAUUAGUCUCAUAAGUAAUGAAGCCCCACAUCCCAUACUCCUUUCACUGCCCUCUCCUAUAACGGGUAAAGGAAGCAGAAGGGCUUAGGGUUAGGCCAAGGAUGGCCCCCGAUCACGGCAGCCCAGACUGAGGGGCAGCAAGGAUUGGCUGUACUGCAUGCUUAUAGCUAUGUUAGCAACGAGAGGCUGAGCCAAGAACAACGGGCGGCAGAGAGAGGGCAGAGGGGCUCCAAAGGGACUUCUGUUUUCUAUGUCAAGAAGUACCUUUGGACUAGAAAAGAGAAGCAAAAUGAUCAAAAGGGAGUUGAAACCCAAGAUGGGUAGGGAGAUGGAAACAGGACCCUAGGCUUCCCACAGUGAGGCUGAGUCAUGCGGCCCAGGCAGGCUGCCUCUUAGGGUUCUGAAAGAAUUGGCCAAUGUUGGUCUUCUCAGAGAGCUUCUGGAGAACAUACCGUAUGUCCCCAUGUAUAAGACGCACCUUAAUUUUGGGGCCCAAAAUUUGAAAAAAAAAAAAGGUAUUACAUAAAGUUAGUGAAGUCCAGUUUUAUUCAUCUGCUCACAGUUUUCAGGCAUCUUUUGGGCAAGUCUGGUGCAUGUGCGCACACUUAGUCCAUUCCGUUUCAUGAACCCGAAGCACCAGUUGUGUCCUCCUUUGAAAUCAGUCACUUCUUUUUCAUCAGCAAUCCUUCUUGCCUCAUGCUGAACCAUAUUUGUGGGCACAGGAAUUCCAAUUGCCCUUUGCUCUUCAAUCCGUAUCUUCAAUUCCCUCUACAUCAGGCCAUUUUGCUGACUUGCCUCUCAUGGCCUUCUUCUGCCGUGGCGUUCUCAGUAGGGUUUCUUCUUCCUGUAGCCAGUCUCGGAUUGUUUUCUCAGCUGGAGGAGGACCAAACUUACAUUCAGCAGCACGACUUCCAUUCACUUUUGCAAACUGGAUCACUUUUAACUUGAAUUCAGCACUGUACGAAAAUCUUUUCUGAGCCAUUUCUGGACAGAAUGUGGCAAAACAUAACUUAAUAUACCGGUAACAAAAGCGAAACAAUGAGCACAAAGACAAGCACGAAAAAGCGGGAAAUGCAAGUAAAAAAAUCUGCAACCACUGUAUAAGACGCACCCAGUUUUUAGACCCCCAAUUUUUUUUUUUUUAAAAGGUGCAUCUUAUACAUGGGGAAAUACGGUACCUGGUAAAGGGAAAAGGGAAACUCUGGAUUUUUAAAAUGAGGAGCAGGGUAGAGCCUUCUUGGCAUUUAUUGUACAGGUGAGCAUUGGUCACUCAGAGCCUGAAGGAUUUUAUCAGAAACAGGUCAUAGUUCAGCAAACAUUAAGCACCCAGUUUGUGCAGGACACUGUGCUGGACCCUGGGGAUAAAAAGACAGCAAACCUGGCCCCUGCCCUCAAGGGACUGAUGUCUGUGUGGAGCCCAAGCACAGCUAAUGCAUACCAAGUACGUGGAGGAGCACAGUGACAUGACAGCUGGGAGCGAGGCGAGGCUUAAGUUUCAUGGAGAAGGGAAUGGACCUACCUUUGAAUGUAGCAUUGGGCAGAAGCCAGAGAGAUUGAUUUUGACUCGUGCUUCGUGAUGGGAGCUGGCGAAGAGUGCAGCAAGGUACCCUCCAAGGAGGUCUUCACUUGGACAUGGCUUGUCACAGAUGUUGUAGAGGAGAUUCUUGUUCAGGAAUCAGCUGGACAGGAUGACCCCUGUGGCCUCUUCCAGCAUGAGAUUGAAUGAACCCAGUUAUCAACAAGGCAAUAGUCUGUUUUCAAGGACUUGUGACUUUCAUUGGUGUGGGUACUCACCCCACAGAUGCAGCGUGCAACCCCUCUCUAACGUCAUUUCACAUAGUGACCUGAGGUACAGAGAAGUUAAGGGCAGGCCCCUGGGCACAUAGGUAGUGAUGUCAGCAUAGAACCCAGAUCUUCCAGACUCCCAAGUCCAGCACUGUGUCCUCUACAUUGCACUGCCUCUCCUGAUGUUUGCAAUAUUCUAAAUCAUCUGGUGAAUUCAGAGAGAUUCUCUAGCAUCAGGAAGAAAUGUAUUAUAAAGCUGUUUCUUAUUUGAAACGUUUUUAAGAUUGUAAUUUUUGUAAUAAACACAUAAUUAAAAACAUUUUAAAGUUU